GCUCAGGGAGCGCGCAGCGUGGCAAUCGGCAGUGCGCUAUGUCCCUCGGACACAGCGGAUCACAGGGGACAUGUACAUUGAUCAUCAGGGCACUGAUGAUCAGUGUGCUCUGAUGAUCAGUAUAGCCCCAGCAGUGCCACCUGUCAGUGUCCAUCAGUGCCUUGUGUUGCAUCGUGCCAGUGCCACAUCAAUGCCACAUAUCAGUGCAUACCAGUGCACAUCAAUGCCACAUAUCAGUGCCCAUCUGAGCUGCCUUUCAGUGUCAUCCAUCAGUGCUGCCAAUCAGUGCCACCUAACUAACAGUGCCAGUCAGUGUCGCCUAUCGGUGUGCAUCAGUGCCAGUCAGUGCCGCCUAACAGUG
This is a messenger RNA of Staurois parvus, 361 nucleotides long. NCBI's taxonomy places the organism in Eukaryota, Metazoa, Chordata, Amphibia, Anura, Ranidae. The record is from the annotation of a GenBank genome assembly.